Bombina bombina (fire-bellied toad) is the source of this 3577-nucleotide messenger RNA. Its product is annotated as zinc finger protein 300. Gene Ontology annotation, molecular function: RNA polymerase II cis-regulatory region sequence-specific DNA binding; DNA-binding transcription factor activity, RNA polymerase II-specific. The record is from RefSeq and is a predicted model, not a curated record. Gene Ontology annotation, biological process: regulation of transcription by RNA polymerase II. NCBI's taxonomy places the organism in Eukaryota, Metazoa, Chordata, Amphibia, Anura, Bombinatoridae. The transcript has 5 exons. The coding region runs from base 152 to 1063 and encodes 303 amino acids.
CUAAUCCAGUAGCUGUGACGUUUAUUUUAUAGGCGCGCUGGGAGAUGUAGUCCGCAUUCCCUUCCUACUUCCGGGUGUGUGUGCUCGGCUGCGGAUUCAGCAGAUGUCACGUUGCUUGCAUUUCUAAAGUUAUCAACUGAACAACACCGAAAUGGCAGAGAAGGUUGCAAGUGAGACCCCUGAGGUCGGCACACGAACAGGAGAGGUCUCUGAGUGUGAUGAAGAUUCGGCAGCUUUCUCCUCAGAGGAGCCGUUGGAGCCUAUAAAGAAAGAGGAGGACGAAGAGUUUAGCGAGGAAGACGGCCUGACAGAGGAGGAUCAGACGCCUGAGCUCAGCGAAAUUUUCACCGUGAUAAUUAAGGAGGAACCAGAAGAUGAUGAUGAUACCGAGUAUGGGGACAGUCACCCAGACCUUUCUACAGAGGGCACAAUGGCCGGACAUCAGUCUCAAAGAGUUAAAAACAACAUUGAAUUAAUUGUGCCUAAGCCAUCAACACCGUGUGUGAAAGGAAAUCUCGCUCCUGCUCCUGUAACUUACGCAGUAAAUUCGGGAUUUGGCAGCAAUAAUAAUGUACAGUUCACAACGGGCAUCAUUAAAAUGGAUGACUCCCUCAGCACUGCGAAGCAGGGCAGCCACAUAGCGAUCUGUGUAGAUCAUAAUACGGCACCGUUAAGAGGGAUGCUGUGCACGUGUAAUAAAAUUAGGAAACAGAUUGUGGUAAAUAAGCCACAUUCUUGCCAUAUUUGUGGAAAAUGCUACUACAGGAAGUCCCAUCUGACCGUGCACAUAAGAAGCCAUACCGGAGAGAGGCCUUACGUGUGCCAGGAAUGUGGCAAAGGCUUUUAUCAGUCAUCAGCUUUAAUUAAACACCAAAUGAGUCACACAGGAGAAAAACCAUAUAUUUGCUCUGAAUGCGGCAAAGGUUUUGCCACCAAUUGGCACAUGGUUAAACAUUAUAAAUCUCACACAAGAGAAAAGCCGUAUGUUUGCAAUGAAUGUGGGAAAAGCUUCACUCAAAGGACCAAUCUAAACUUGCACCAGAAAACUCAUAUUAAAGAGUAGGCAUGAGAUUUUCUUGGACUUGCUGCAACUGUCUGUGGACAUUAUGCAGAAGAGAUUAGGAGAGAGCUUCUAUUAAGACAUAUCUGGUUCUACAUCAGAAAACAAACUUAGAGGUCCUGAUUGAUUUCUCUGUAUACGAGAUGCUUACUACACUCCAGAAAGUUUGUCUUAUAGUAUACAACCACACGUUUUUGCCUCAACUUACAAAGGUUUCUUAUAAAACAAUAAAAAUGUGUAUACAUCAUAAAAUGCUCACAUUACAGAAGCCAUUCCUUUUUUUUCCCCUAAAAUGUAGGGCUCUCACUAGUGAGCUCAAAUGGAGAAGAACUCACACAUCUUGCUUGUGUGUGUGGCAAUUACAUCAAAGUCUGGUUUCAGAUAAUAAAAACUCUUAUAGAAGGGUCCAUGUUUUCCUGUAAUGUAUAUUCAGACGUGGUCUUCGCCAAACAGGGGCAUGGUCUACAUGUAUUUAUAUAGUAAAUAAUGUUAUAUUAGACAUGUGCAUUCAGAGUUUUCUGGAGGAAUCAAAUGCAGAAGAUGCUGGCCCUAGUAGCAUUAAGUUAUUUUCUGCGCAAAUCCAGAUCUCAGUGCGUUGCACUUUCACAAGAAGACCGCCGGCUCCGAAAAUGCUGGUGGCUGUCAUCCGGUAUUUGUUUCCUCUCAGAAAGUUCCAAUACAAAUGUCUAGUUCAUAUCCUUUCAUCUGAUUGCGCUUUAGCUAAUGUGUGUAGGUACACGCUUGCUGUUUCUAUAGUUAUGAAGCUUUAAUGAACUGAUAAAUAUCUGUAUUUUAUGUGAAAUUGAGAAUAUUUUUAUCUUUUUUUAUUAUUUUUAGCACAUACUAGGUAGGGGAUUAUCAUAACUUGGAUUUAAAAGAUUAUGGAUAUGUUUUGUUUUCUACACUUUAGAAAACUUAGAUUUAUGUCCAUGAAAUGAGUACAGAAAACUUGCGGAAUGCAGAUAAAUUGGUUUAAUGGCAAGUUUUGGACACCAUUAUUGUACAUAUUGUGUAUUAAACAAGCUUUCAGCAGGGAAAAAUAUUAGAUAAUUUAUAAACGGAAAAUGUGUAAUGAUUUCCAGUGAUAUACGCUAAAGACCCUAGCUAUCCGGGCACCAUUUUGCUACACAAGAACAUGGAGGAAGUAAUUGUUAUUGGUUUGUUGUAGCUGAAAGACAAUUUUAAAAAAAUCAUGUAAAUAAAAAUAUGAAUAACUAUAAGUUUUGUUAAAUUGCUACUACACAUUGGUUACUCCUCUGGACUUGUUGAUGUGCUGCCAGUACUCUGGUAUCGUGAAGAUGUUUGAUUCUAGAAUUAGUGGCAGUCGCUGUACGAUAUAUAAAGACCUCACGUGAUUCCUGCUCAACCUAUUACAGGACCCCCCUGAGCUUACCUUAAGCCAGUUUUCUGUGUAACCAGAGGCAUUUCUAGAUUAAAAAAAAUCUGGGACUGUGACCCAAGACAAAACUCAAAGACUUGGUUAUUUCCUAGUCAUUGUCCCUUCUAUGUAUACAUAUAAUGUAAUGCCAUAUCUAGGCAGCAUACAAGAUGUUAUCCCAUGUACAGACAAUAGUUACACCAACUCAAGCAGUAAUAACCAGCCAUAAGCAAUGGUCCAAAGGGGAUACUCCUUAUCCAUGGACAUAAAAUUAUUAUAAAACUAGACCAAUAUAGUUUAUACACUAGUAAAGUCUCCAAAAACAUUUAACGCUCUUCUAGAGAAGAUUAAAACAGACACCGUACUUAAUGUUUUACUUCCCAUGUGAAAGCCAAUAAGCAUAAGUGAGAAGUACCUGUCAGCCAAUGAGUUCCAGUGGAAAGUAGUGCCUAUUGGUCAGCAAGCAUUAGCAGAAGUCAACAAGCAUUGGCCAAUGGGCAUUUACAUGAGGUACCUAUCAGCCAAUGUACUCUAGUAGGAGGCACCUGUCAGCUAAUGAAUAUUAGAAGGCGGUACCUGCCUAUCAGCCAAUAAGCAUUUGCAGGUGAUACCUACCAGCCAAUAAGCAUUUGCAGGUGAUACCUACCAGCCAAUAAGCAUUUGCAGGUGAUACCUAUCGGCCAAUAAGCAUUUGCAGGUGAUACCUACCAGCCAAUAAGCAUUAGCAGGUGAUACCUAUCAGCCAAUAAGCAUUUGCAGGCGAUACCUAUCAGCCAAUAAGCAUUAGUAGAAAGUAACUGCCGACCAUGAGCAUUAGUAGGCGGUACACAACUGAUAUUUAACUUUUUUACAUCUUUUUUUUUACUAUUGCAUCCCUUUAAUUCUUUGAAGAGCAUAUAGCAAAGCUCCCAAUAUAUACAAGUAAUAUAGGGGCACUUACAAUUUAAAUAAUUUUAUUCUUUAUAUUUGAUAUAACAUAUUGUGAUCUAGUGUAGUAUCAAGGUGAUUUUGUAUGUGUUUCAUGCAAAUAUGAACUAAAAAAUAUCCUUUACCUGUACAUAAAAAUGUAUUGUUUGGUGUAAUGUGUAAUAACUGUAUUUGAAAGAUAUUUUCAUCUGCUAAUAAAGAUUAGAAAACGG